CCGUGCUGCUCUGACAGAUAUGUAAACAAACAAUCAUAACCUGCAAAUGUGUCACUCGGUUCCACAGCCCGUCGAACCGGUGUUGUAUAAUAUCCACCUAGGACACAUUCAAAACAAUGGCUCUCCGAUUGUGUUUUCGCUCUAAACUACUGUUCCGAAACUAUUUCAUCCGCUAUCCGACUGGUCAGGUGCGCUAUGUGUCCGUUAACAGCACAGGAACCGGUUCGAAAGAGAUUCGGCGCCAGUUUAUAGACUACUUCACCGUCAAACACAACCAUCAGCUGAUACGAUCGAGCUCUUUGAUACCCUUCAACGAUAGUACGAUUGCAUUUGUGAACGCCGGCAUGAAUCAGUUUAAAAAUGUCUUCCUAGGAACCGCUGAUCGGCCCUGCCAACGGGCGGUCAAUUCGCAGAAAUGUGUGCGAGUGGGUGGCAAACAUAACGAUCUGUCCGUCGUUGGUACAGAUAGCUAUCAUCAUACGUUUUUCGAGAUGCUGGGCAAUUGGUCGUUUGGGGAUUAUUUUAAGCGUGAAGCAUGCGAAAUGGCUUGGGAUUUGCUUAAGAAUGUGUACUACAUUGAUAUGGACCGUGUGUACGUUACAUACUUCGGAGGAGAUGAAAGUCUGAACCUGCCAGCGGAUGAAGAAUGUCGAGAAAUUUGGCUGAGCUUAGGAAUAUCUGCAGAUCGUGUGCUUCCUUUCGGUGCAAGGGACAACUUCUGGGAGAUGGGAAAUUCAGGCCCGUGUGGUCCAUGCACUGAAAUACACUUGGAUCUUUCAGACGAGUAUAAGAAUACAAAGGCGAGAUACCAAUUGGUAAACGCCGGUGUGCCAGAUCUUACCGAGAUUUGGAAUAUUGUUUUCAUACAGUACAACCGUUCGCUCGAGGACGGAGUGAUACGAAAUCUGCCUCAUUGUCAUGUGGAUACGGGGAUGGGUUUGGAAAGGGUGGUUGCCCAUCUGCAGGGAAAGUUAAGUAAUUAUGAUACGGAUCUAUUCGAACCGAUCUUCAGCCGUAUACAGAAGGUUACAAAACUUGAACCAUACAGUGGAAGCUUCCUGCGUGGCGAUAACCACUACGAACUAGAUACCGCUUACCGAAUUAUGGCUGAUCAUAGUCGAAUGAUAACGGCUUGUUUGGCUGACGGAAUGUUUCCCUCCCAGAAUCACAAAUUGCGGCGUAUUAUUCGCAAAUCGCUUGCCCUGGCUAAACGUACCUUCGGCUGUCCGGAUCUGCUGCGCGAAACUAUCCCCAGUGUGGUGGAAAUUCUUGGUGAUGUGUAUCCGGAAAUGGGACGCAAUCUGCCCAGCGUGCUACAAAUAAUCGAACACGAACAACACUCAUACAACGAGCUAAGCUCUAAACGAACCACCGAGACGAAUACGCUGCUAAAACAAUUUCCCCAGCUGGACGAGUCGGAAGUGCUGGAACACGCUGGUCUUUCCGGUGCCAUUAAGGAGCUCUCGCUAAGCAAACUAAACCAUCUGGAUGGUGCUGUUAUUCACAAAAUGUACGACACGUACGGGUUGGAUGAAGAAUUGCUUAUAAAGUUGGGACAAAUGAUGAAAUUUUCCCUUGACUUCCGGGACUAUGAGUGUUACGUUUCAAAGCUGAAGGAUGGAUUCAAAAAUGAGCUAGCCACCAAGCUCGAGACUCGUCUUUCCGCAUAUCAAAACCUCAGGGAAUCGAUCGAUAAUACUAGCUUAAAGCCAACAAGAACAGAACGAAGGUACAAUUAUGCAUUUAAUCAAGAGAAGGGCAUUUAUGAGGUAGCGCCAUGUAAAGCGCAUGUUAGCCUGCUUCUGGAAGAUGACUCCCGUAACCAGUGGCACAUCGUUACGGAUCAGAGCAAUUUUUACUGUGAGUCCGGAGGUCAACAGAGCGAUACGGGACGGUUGACAGUGGGAGCUAGUUCUGAGGGUGGACAAUCGUUCGAUGUAGUGGGUGUUUCCGAGCAUAAUGGGUUUAUCGUACAUUCAAUCGCGAAACAACCGAACGUAACACUUUCGAUUGGUGAUCAAGUUGUUCUGCAGGUGGAUUCAAAUCGUCGGACACAACUAACUGUUCACCAUACAGCAACUCAUCUGUUAAACGCUGCUGUACGCAAAAUCGUUCCUCUGCCAAUGUGUCAACGUUCCAGUGCCGUUUCCGAACGGGGCUUCCGGCUGGAGCUUGCCAUCAGUGGUGAAAAGCUAACGCUAGACCAAAUAGCUACGAUCGAGACUGAAAUACGAUCGUUAAUCAAGCGCAAUGAACCGAUCAGUGUGGUAGUGUGCAAUGCUAAUGAUCUCGAUUUCGCGACAAUUACAACGGUUCCGGGUGAAACCUAUCCCGAUCGGGGUCUGCGAGUGGUAUCGAUCGGUGAUGUAUCGCGGGAACUGUGCUGUGGAACGCACGCAGCCAAUACGGGAGAAUUGCACGAUUUUGCCAUAACGAAUGUAACGCAAUCAAAGAACGGAUGCUUUACGUUUCACGGGAUUGCUGGACCAGCGGCCAAGAAGGUCCAUUUCCUGGGCGCACAAAUUCAAAACGACGUUAGCCAGCUGCAACAGGAUGCGGAUCAAAAUGAAAAAGGACAGGGCGACAUUACGAUCAUUGAAACGCGAAUGCAGCGGCUUAAAAAUGUUCUGCUCACCGGUACGGAGAAUAACAUUCACCUGCCGUACUGUGUCCGGCAACGGUGCCUGAACGUGAUCAAUGCGCUGUACCAGAAGUUGAAAGAUCGAUCACGAGAAUCGCUCCGUGAGCUGAUCGACAUUGAGAUGCGCAAUCUGAUGGAACAGAAAGUGACCGCGAAUGAUCGAUUUAUUGUGCAUUUUCUCGAGUGUUCCAUCAUUCUCGAGGAGGUGCAGCUAAGUAAAGCGACCCGAUACUGUACGGAUCGUCCAAUUUUGGUUGUAAGCAUUACGGACAAUCAGGUGAAAGCACGGGCAACGGUUCCGCCGUCGAUGGUUACCGAACAGUGCAAUGCGGAACGGUGGCUAGCGGUGGUUGCGCAAACGUUCAAAGCACAAACGGCCGCACCGAAGGGACAGAAUGCGGCCGAAGUGUGCAACAUGAAGGCGCGCAAGGUAAAGAUGAUGCAUUUCGAAGCAACGCUAGAGAAUGCGUUGCGUGCGGCCCAGACUUACGCGGAAGCAAAUUUCCAUUAGUGCUUUCCGGCUUUUUUGGGAAAGUCGAUAACUCAGGUGAAAUAAAGUUGAUCGCAAAGGUUUUGUUUUGUUUAAACGUUUAGUGAUGUUUUCGUUGUGGUCCACCAAACUUUCGAAUGUGACAAAUUUAGCGAUUGCAGAACACAAUUGGCUUUCGC
This is a messenger RNA of Anopheles funestus (African malaria mosquito), 3310 nucleotides long. It is a transcript of the gene AlaRS-m, whose product is annotated as alanine--tRNA ligase, mitochondrial. Bases 117 to 3152 code for a protein of 1011 amino acids. Lineage: Eukaryota; Metazoa; Arthropoda; Insecta; Diptera; Culicidae. Gene Ontology annotation, molecular function: nucleic acid binding; aminoacyl-tRNA deacylase activity; ATP binding. The transcript is spliced from 4 exons. The record is from RefSeq and is a predicted model, not a curated record. Gene Ontology annotation, cellular component: cytoplasm; mitochondrion. Gene Ontology annotation, biological process: alanyl-tRNA aminoacylation; tRNA modification.